This is a messenger RNA of Huiozyma naganishii CBS 8797, 1467 nucleotides long. RefSeq names its product casein kinase YCK3 (gene YCK3). Gene Ontology annotation, biological process: signal transduction; endocytosis; peptidyl-serine phosphorylation. The transcript has a single exon. Gene Ontology annotation, cellular component: nucleus; cytoplasm. Lineage: Eukaryota; Fungi; Ascomycota; Saccharomycetes; Saccharomycetales; Saccharomycetaceae. The coding region runs from base 1 to 1467 and encodes 488 amino acids. The record is from RefSeq and is a predicted model, not a curated record. Gene Ontology annotation, molecular function: ATP binding; protein serine/threonine kinase activity.
AUGUCACGUCAACACCAAAGACACAUAGUAGGUAUACAUUAUGCAUUGGGUUCCAAAAUAGGCGAAGGCUCUUUCGGUGUUAUUUUUGAAGGUGAGAAUAUACUGAAUGAUCACCAGCGUGACCCUGUUGCUAUCAAGUUUGAACCGAGAAAUUCUGAUGCUCCCCAAUUGAGAGACGAGUUUAGAGCGUACCGUAUUUUGAACGACAGCGAGGGUAUCCCACAUGCUUACUAUUACGGUCAGGAGGGGAUGCACAAUGUAUUGGUCAUUGAUUUGCUAGGGCCGUCGCUGGAAGACUUGUUUGAAUGGUGCGGCAGGAAGUUUUCUGUGAAGACGACUUGCUUAAUCGCUAAGCAGAUGAUACGCAGGAUACGCGAAAUCCAUGAGCGGGAUCUAAUUUAUAGAGACAUCAAACCGGAUAAUUUUCUGAUAUCACAGUUUCAACUUAUGGGUCACAAAUCCAAAUACACGACAAAGAGUGCCCAUGGCGAUCCAAAUCUAAUUUAUAUGGUCGACUUUGGGAUGGCUAAACAGUAUAGGGAUCCGAGAUCGAAGCAGCACAUCCCUUACAGGGAAAGGAAGUCGUUAAGUGGUACAGCUCGUUACAUGUCAAUAAACACACAUUUUGGAAGGGAACAGUCGAGAAGAGACGACUUAGAGUCGCUGGGCCAUGUGUUUUUUUACUUCCUGAGGGGAUCCUUACCGUGGCAAGGUUUAAAGGCUCCCAAUAACAAGCUGAAAUAUGAGAAAAUCGGACUCACAAAACAGAAACUAAAUCCAUCAGAUCUUUUAAUGAACAAUUCCUUACCCUCAGAGUUUGCCACCUAUUUGAAAUACGUACGAGCUUUGAAAUUUGAGGAGGAACCCGAUUAUGAUUACUUAAUACAGUUGAUGGACGACGUUUUGGAGGGACAAAAUUUGCAGGAUGAUAAUCACUACGAUUGGAUGGACUUGAACAAUGGGAAAGGAUGGGAUAUUACUAUUAAUAAAAGGGCUAAUCUGCAUGGGUACGGGAACCCUGCUCCAAGACACGGUGCCAAUGACAAGGCACCAAACAAAAAAUCAGCGCAGCCGCCCAUCACAAACAACAAUCACACGGCCAACAGGAACACGGAUGAGUCAAACAACUACUCACAAGGCAACGUCGCGUCGUCGGCCAACGAUGUGUAUAAUUCGUCAGGUCGACUUCAGUCAUCGUCACAAAGGCAGGCACCCCAACGAUACAUCAAGUCGUCGUCGAAGACGUACAAUUCUAUGGGAAAACUUAAUGGUAAUAGCACAGAUAAUUCUCGUGGUCCAAGGUAUAUUCCUCAAGGUAAGAAUAACGAUCUCAACCCCAACUAUCAGCAACAACAGAACCAAUCCCGGUUCAACAGCGACAACUAUGCUAAUUACCAGGAAAGUGGUUCUGGUAACAGUAGAACCGGGGGAAUUUGUUCCAAGAUAUUCUGCUGUUCUUGGUGUUGA